UGGCUCGAUCGUGUUUGCCCGUGAGCCGUGCCCCGUCGUCGUCUACCUUCGCCAUGGGUAAAAGCUCGACCACGGCAGUGGUGCGUGUACCGGAAACCAUGUCAUCGAGCAGCUUCAAGGAGCACACGGACACACUCAGUUUGGAGGUGACCGACUACCACGAGAGUAUUUGGGUGACCAUACAAAACCUACAGUUUUUGGCUCUUUACGGUGCCUAGCAGACCGAUCGUAUAUAUAGGAGUCAUUUGAUUAAUUCCAUAUAAUCUGUGCUUCCUUUCCAAGUUACUAUUUACUUGGCUCGAUCGUGUUUGCCCGUGUCCCGUCGUCGUCUAUCUUCGCCAUGGGUAAAAGCUCGACCUCGGUUGGGGUGCGUGUACGGGAGACCAUGUCGUCGAGCCGCUUCACGGAGCGCACCGAGACGCUCAGUUUGGAGGUGCCCGACUACCUUCAGAUCAAGGACAUGGGCCUCGGAGAGUUCGUUACCUCGCGCGUCUUCCCAGUCGGUGGCUACGAGUGGGAGAUCAGGUUCUACCCAGGCGGAAAAGACCGGCACUGCGCCGGCAACGCCUCCGCGUACGUGUUCUGCCGCAGCCAAGUCACGGACGUGAGCACCCGGUUCACGUUGAGCAUGCUGCACACCAAGGGCCAGGUGCAGGUAGCAAGCUUCGACCCGAGGAAGCGCGUCUUCUCGCCAAAAGCAACGAGAUACAAUGAGUGGGGCCACCCCAAAUUCGUAGAGAGGGCCAAGAUGGAAUCGCUGUCGCAGCUCGGGGACGGCUGCUUCACGAUACUGUGCGUCCUCACCGUCGUCAUGGACGAGCCACCGUCUCUGGAGCUGCCCAGCCACCUCGAGCGCAUGCUCGAGGACGGGCGGGGCGCCGACGUGACGUUCAGCGUGGCCAACCAGGAGUUCCGCGCUCACAGUUUUCUCCUGGCGGCGCGAUCGCCGGUCUUUGCGGCGCAGCUAUUUGACCUAAUGGAGGGUGUGCGGCGAGUGGAGAUUGCGGACGUGGAGCCUGCCAUAUUCAAGAUGAUGCUUCAGUACGUCUACACGGAGUCGCUGCCACCGUACGACGACGAAGGCGGAAACAACAUCAGGGUGAUGCAGCAUUUACUAGUGGCAGCAAAUAGGUACGAUCUAGGAAGGUUGAAGCUGGUGUGCGAAGAAGAACUGCGCAAAAGAAUCGACUCAGAGAACAUCGCAACCGUGUCGGCGCUGGCAGAUCAGCAGCAGUGCAAAGGCCUCAAAGUUGCAUGCAUGGACUUCAAAUCGUCACCCAAGUAAUGGCUCAUGUCUUGGCGCGACCGAGUGAUAAGUUUCUUGGAGCACUUCAUCACAAGUGUCUUCACAAGGUUUGCCCGGUUCCGAGCGAUGACGGCGGCACGCCUUCAGCACGCUUUAGUACUUGUAAUCGUCGCUAGGUGGUCACAGAUCUGGAUAUAAUUUUUACUUCUGGUAUUUUCUGUACCG
Triticum aestivum (bread wheat) is the source of this 1471-nucleotide messenger RNA. Its product is annotated as BTB/POZ and MATH domain-containing protein 3-like. Gene Ontology annotation, molecular function: protein binding. Lineage: Eukaryota; Viridiplantae; Streptophyta; Magnoliopsida; Poales; Poaceae. Bases 341 to 1285 code for a protein of 314 amino acids. The record is from RefSeq and is a predicted model, not a curated record. The transcript has a single exon. Gene Ontology annotation, biological process: protein ubiquitination.